AUGAGUUGCGAAGACGUGAUGCCACCGCUCUUUGCGAUGGCUGUGCGCUACCUAGCUGGUGAUUACGUAACGACACCCUACGGACCAGGAAAAGUGAUAAGCUGCAGCGAUCGCAACAUGCACGUGGAGGUGUCGCUAGCGGGGGGUGUUGUACUUUACGCAAGAAAAGGCUGUCUCUUUCCACAACUGCGCAUGCUGCAGUGUGGAGAAAUCCCACGACAUACAAAUGUGAUAAUCUUGGCGGCUUUGAAGCAGCGGAAAGGAGUCGUUCUUGAUUACAACGUGUCGCUUCAGAAGUAUCAGGUGCAGCUUGAAAACGGCGAGUCCGAUAAUGACGAUGAUCAGGAGGAAAUUAGAGGAUUCCAACACACAAUACUUCUCCCGACAGAAAAAUUACGAUUAGCUGAAAAGACACGGGUCCGGACGAGCUUUGGGCUGGGAACAAUUACCGUUUAUCAGAACUUGAAUGAUUCGUAUGCAGUGCAAUUGGAUAGUGGCAAUGUUGGCUAUUUCCAGGCCGAGAACGUCUCAUGUGUUGAUCUUAGGUUACUUGCUAAGAUUCCAAAACCAUUAUCUGCGCAUAGAAUAUAUGAAGAUUUUCAAGGACGGAUCUCACGAGACGAUGCGCAGAUGCUCAGUUUUAAGGCUAACGAGAUGUAUGGAAAAGUUCAAAGCUUCUGCGAGCAGCACGCUGAGGCUAUUUCUUUUGUAUCGACAAACGCAGCUUACGGGGACCAGUACAAUAAAGCGAUGGCUGCUUUGCUCGAUCCAGCUUUUGCAGAUGCUACAAAACGACUGAAAAAUGCAAGUACAAAGGAGCUGAAGCGUCUAACAGAAGUAGCAAGCUCUGUUAAAUUGAUGCUGGAGAGCGACUUGCUUGGAGGGAACGACUCUGCUUCUUUUUUUGCAAAAGCGGCUAAUGUCUUGAGUCAGCUCAAAACAAGCGAGGAAUUCAAGGGGUUUCAGUCCAGGCUUCGUGAAAAUGUUAGCGUUGAAUUGACUGUAGCACGAGAGAGAUUGCUAUCGCAAGGUAACAAGUCGUCAUCGAUGCUGCCGUCGCAGGAGGACGAUAAGAUCAUUUUGUCGCAAGUUUUACAGAUACUAGAGGGAAAAUUAGACGCUAAAAGACAGCGCUUUACGGCUCUAAAAGCGUCUCUGGAUUGCCAAACACUGCAGUCGGAAGCUUUGGCGAAGCUGCAAGAGCAUGAAAGUGACCUGAUGAAGGCCCGCGAGACAAUUUCUCACCUCGAGCAUAUUGCUAGCAAAACUUUUGGUGUGAACUCGGUAUUAGAUUUACACCCCAGCGCACUGACUCAAAAGGCUGAAGAAGUAUUACCUCGAAUGUCUUCAAAGAUCGAGACCUUAGUCCAUGCAUCUGAAAAGUAUUGGUUGCAGAUGCAGCAAACUACUCAUGGGCAGACGCUUAUGAAGAAAGCUAAGGCGCUGAUCCAGUCAAUCGAAAAUCCGGACGAGUUCUGUGAUAAUGUGACAAAAGUAAUUGCUGAGGUCAAGCUGGAUAGACUGGCAGAGUGGGGUAAUACGAUGUCUAAGAACCGUGGGAAACGUCAGGAAUUUGUCGACAGAAUGAAAGAUCACUGUUUGGAUUUUCUUACAUCCGUCUUGCCAACAUUGAAAAUCGACACCAUUUCGGGCGUAGAAGACGAUAUCACGUACUCAAUAUCGAAAUUAGAUUUGUCCAAUUUCCGGCUUAAAAAGGAGCGGGUCAAAGUGUGCAUGGGAACUGUCGUAGACGAGGAAUUAUUCAAAGUUCGAGCCACACACCUAACAGCACUUUUAAAGGGUUUUGACUGGACUUUCGAGCAAAACUAUUUUCCUUAUCUUCACGGGGGAGGUGUAGCAGAUGCUGUGCUAAACGGUGGUGUCAUUUCGAUGGGGUUUAAAGCGGAAAAAAAAGUGGCUAAUCAAAGGACUGGAGAAUUCAAGCCAAUUUUGGUGCUUGAUUCGAUAGCGAUUGAGAUUCGUAAAGAGCUGAAGCUCACAGUUCAAGGCAGUUGGUUUAGCGCGGUAUACAAUGUAUUGACCUCGUUGUUUGCUGAAUUAAUUCGGGAAUAUUUGGCCAAGACAAUGGAAACAAAGCUUCUCAAGCAUAUGAUAAAGCUUUUAGGUACGCUAAAUAAGCAAAUGGAUGAAUAUUGGUCGCUAAUUUUCCAGCUAUUGGACAUUCGCUUGGAAGAUUUACCUACAGCAAGCCCGUGGCGUGGUGCAAAGGAAGUUGAAUGUCAGCCGCAAGAGCUCGAAUGCACUUUUGUUGACAAGAACAUCUUGCCUUUUAGAUUUUCAAAGGGUGUGCUUAAUAAGUACAUCUUCGUUUCACGUAUUGACGCGCUGGCUACGAACACGCAAGAGCAAGACGACAAUCGCAACACUCUUUUAACAAAUGAUCUAAAACGCAUUUCUGUGGGCAGUAGCGUGCUGGCGAUAAAUGGCUUGUGCUGCAGCAAGUUAACAGUUGAAGAACUGAAAAGCUUACUGGAAACACUUCCUUUGCCUUUUACGAUGCGCUUUUCCUUGCUUCCAGAAGAUCUUGCCAGAAACCGGCGGCAACAAAUAAGGCCUCAACCUGAGCUCACAACCUUCACGUUUCGCCAAAAUGGACCGUUUGGCUUACGGCUUCGAGCUCGUCCAUUGGCCACUUGUGGCGUAAUAGUUGUGGGGUUCACUUCCUUAAAAGAUGGUAAAAAAUGUCCAGCUGAAGAGAGCGGCAAAGUUCGAAUCGGGCAACUGUUGAUUAAGGUGAACAAAGAAGAUAUGCGCUUUAAGACGCUGUCAGAAGUUCUAUCCGUUCUUCGCGACUUGAUUAGUCGUCCUGUGACGAUGCAGUUUGCCUCAAGUCCCGAUGCCAUUAUCAAGCUGCGUGACUGGCCUCCAUUGAUUGAGAUGGAGGAUGAAUCCUCACUUGAGUGUGACGAAGACGACCCGCCGUCAACUGGUAGAAAUUAUGUCGUGCUAUCUGCUUUUACUCGUGUCCCAUCCUUCGCUCAAAAAUCUCGCACUGUGAAGAAGGGCGAUGUGCUGAUACAAGUGAAUAACAUCUUGCUCACCGGACCAGGCUACACCGGCUUUGUGGACAUCAUGGAGACUCUGCGUAGCAUUGUUAACAAAAAAGAACCUGUUCGAGCUGUGUUUGUAGGUCGAGAAGAUUAUGUCGCGAUACGAAAACGGCUUCUGCAGCAACGUCUUUCUGUCAGCGGAAGUGGUCGGCAUUCUGUUACGAAUAACGACAAAAUUUGUGAAAAAACACCAAAGUCACAUGAUAAGAAUGAUGAUGCUAAAGAUUCUGAUGACGCCGUUUCGUGUGAUGACAGUGUCGACGUUUUGUUAACAAUCCCGACGAGAGAAAUUAUAUUUCCAAAGCCUCCUUUGGGAAUAUUAUUUGGAAAUUGGAAAGACGAAGCUAUCUACAUUCGAGAAUUUAUCUCGAGCCCGGGGCCAGCAGAAAAAACAGGAUUGCUUCGUCUCGGACAUGCGAUACUUCAAGUAUGUGGGCAGAGUGUUCCAAAGGAGGCGACGCCUGAAAUUAUUGAAGAGAUGAUUAUGGACGUGAUGUUAAAGUCCAAGGCAGGGGAUAAGCAGUGUAUUGAUCAGAACAUUACUGCAACUGAUUUAGAGAAUGAAGCCAAGAUGAAAUACACAUUGACAGUUCGGGAUCUCGAGCUGGAGCAAGUGCUGAUGAGGUGUGCAAACUAA
Messenger RNA from Plasmopara halstedii, 3708 nucleotides. Its product is annotated as PDZ domain. Gene Ontology annotation, molecular function: protein binding; lipid binding. NCBI's taxonomy places the organism in Eukaryota, Oomycota, Peronosporomycetes, Peronosporales, Peronosporaceae. The transcript has 4 exons. The record is from RefSeq and is a predicted model, not a curated record. The coding region runs from base 1 to 3708 and encodes 1235 amino acids.